GACGCGACGCGAAUGAAGACGUUCGCGCAGACGAUCGAGCUCGAGAGCGAAGACGCGAUCGAGGCGUACGACGCCCUACACGCGCGCGCGUGGCCAGAGAUUUUGGAGAGCCUGCGCGCGGUCGGCGUGGUCGACAUGUUCAUUUACCGCUCUGGCGUGCGCUUGUUCAUGCACAUGACGACGGUCGACGCGUUCGAUCCCGACGUGGACUUCGCGAGACACAUGGCGAUGAGCGAACGGUGCGUGGAGUGGGGCGAGGUGACGCGCGCGUUGCAGCGACCGGCGCCCGAGGCGAAGGUUGGCGAGUGGUGGACGCGCUGCCGCCGCGUCUUCGAUUUGCGCUCGCAGCUCGACGCGCUGGACGCGUCGAGGUCGCGAUGA
Messenger RNA from Ostreococcus lucimarinus CCE9901, 381 nucleotides. RefSeq lists its product with no specific name. The annotation marks the transcript as partial. The transcript has a single exon. Lineage: Eukaryota; Viridiplantae; Chlorophyta; Mamiellophyceae; Mamiellales; Bathycoccaceae. Gene Ontology annotation, molecular function: racemase and epimerase activity, acting on carbohydrates and derivatives. The record is from RefSeq and is a predicted model, not a curated record.